AUGAUGACAUUGCCAAUCCCAAGGGUAGAAGAGCCAGACCAAAUACUCAUCAAAGUACAUGCUGCAUCAAUCAAUCCUGUUGAUGUCCAGGUGGCCUCUGGCAUGGCCAAAAAAUUCUGGCCUCAACCGUUUCCGUACAAGAUCGGAUACGACCUUUCCGGCACUGUUGUUGCAGUUGGCUCAGCUGUCGCCCAUACGAACCCAGACCUUGCACCUGGCGCCGAAGUAUAUACACGUCUUCCAGAAUCUUGUCGAGGAUCUGUGUCAGACUAUGCGAUCUCGACUGUAUCUACCACGGCAAAGAAACCUCAAUCAAUCUCUCACUCUGAAGCUGCAUCUUUCCCGCUGGUCUCGCUGACUACUCUCCAAACAUUUGAUCUGGCGGCGUCUCAUUUCAAGGACAAGGGUGGACUGGCUGAAAAGACACUUCUGAUUCCUGGGGGUCUUUCAGGUACAGGAAGCAUAGCAGUCCAAUUAGCCAAGCGUGUAUUCAAUGCAGGACGCGUGAUUACGACACUGUCGACUUCCAAAAUUGCGCAGCUUGAUACCUACCUAGACAAAGACCUCGUCGAUAAGAUAGUCGACUAUACCAAAGAGGAUCCACUAAAGGUUAUCCCUCCCGGCUCGAUUGAUUUCAUGUACGACACCAUGGGUCACGGCGUGUCACUCCUCCCCCUGAUGAAGAAAGGAGGCAUCAUCGUGACCAUCAGUAGUCUACCGUUUGGUCCAAAAUUGAAGACAGGAAUGCCAGAAAUGCCAUCAGCAAUGCGAUGGAUACUGAACACCAUUGGCGGCAUCAAUCAAUUCCGAGCACAAAGAUAUGGGGUGACUUAUCUACAUCUCUUCAUAGAGCCUAGCGCAGAAGACCUGAAGAGGUUGGCUACUUGGAUUGACAAGGGUAAAGUCAAGCCGGUUGUUGGUGUGAAGGCUACUUUCGAUGAUCUGGAAAAGAUUCGUGAGGAGUGUCAGCGGAUUUAUUCAAAGAAAGGAAUCAUCGGAAAGUUUGUUAUUGAUAUUUCUUGA
This is a messenger RNA of Talaromyces amestolkiae, 1023 nucleotides long. RefSeq lists its product as uncharacterized. The transcript is spliced from 2 exons. The record is from RefSeq and is a predicted model, not a curated record. Gene Ontology annotation, cellular component: mitochondrion. Gene Ontology annotation, molecular function: oxidoreductase activity. Lineage: Eukaryota; Fungi; Ascomycota; Eurotiomycetes; Eurotiales; Trichocomaceae. The coding region runs from base 1 to 1023 and encodes 340 amino acids.